GCAGGUGCUGAGGGAUCCAGUCUCUAUCACCUGUGGACACAGGUUCUGCAGACAGUGCAUCACCAGAUACUGGGAGAAACCUGCUCCUUCAGGAGACUAUGACUGUCCUCAGUGUAGAAAGAGAUCCAGAACACAUCCUGUUCUACAGCACCUGAGUGAACCCAAUGAUGCAAGAGGCUCUGAAAUCAUGGAUGACAGCCUGCAGAGAGCUAUAGUAAACCAUAAAGACAGCCUGAAAAGGAGGUAUGAAUGUGUGAUAGAAGGCAUUAAAAAAGCAGGAAAUCAAACUCCCCUCAAUAGGAUUUACACAGAGCUCUACAUCACAGAAGGAAAGAGCGAAGGGGUUAACAAUGAACAUGAGGUUUGGCAGCUAGAGACAGCACCCAGGACACCAACCUCACAUGACACAGCAAUCCACUGCAAUGACAUCUUUAAACCCUUACCUGGCCAAGAGAGAAGCAUCAGAACUGUGCUGACGAAGGGCAUCGCUGGCAUCGGAAAAACAGUCUCUGUCCAGAAGUUCAUCCUUGACUGGGCUGAAGGGAAGGCAAACCAAGAUGUGGAAAUCAUAUUUGUGCUUCCUUUCCGGGAGCUGAACUUGAUCAAAGAUCUCCAGUACAGUCUUCUCAGACUUUUAAUUGACUUCCACACGAAACUAAACAUAGGCAAUGCAAAGAAACUCACUGCCUGUAAAGCUAUGUUCAUCUUUGAUGGUUUGGAUGAAAGCAGACUUCCAUUGGAUUUCCAGUGCAACAAAAUGGUGUCUGAUGUCACACAGACAUCAUCUGUAGAUGUUCUGCUGACAAACCUCAUCAAGGGGAAUCUGCUUCCCUCUGCUCUCCUUUGGAUAACCUCCCGACCAGCAGCAACUAAUCAGAUCCCCCUUCAGUGUGUUGACCAGGUGACAGAGGUACGAGGGUUCAAUGACCCACAGAAGGAGGACUACUUCAGGAAGAGAUUCAGUGAUGAGGACCUGGCCAGCAAAAUCAUCUCACACAUAAAGACAUCAAGGAGCCUCCACAUCAUGUGCCACAUGCCAGUUUUCUGUUGGAUUUCUGCAAUAGUCCUUGAACACAUGUUGAGCACAGACAAGAGGAGAGAGAUGCCCACGACUCUGACUGAGAUGUUCACACACUUCGUGCUCAUUCAGACCAACCUGAAGAACCAGAAGUAUCAUGGAAGAGAUGAGAUGGAUCAAGAGGAGCUCAUGGAGUCGCAUAAGGAAGUUCUUCUGAAGCUGGGGAAGCUGGCAUUUGAAAAUCUGGAGAAGGGUAAUCUCAUGUUCUAUGAAGAAGACCUGAGAGAGUACGGCAUUGAUGUCAAAGAAGCGUCAGUGUACUCAGGAGUGUGCACACAAAUCUUUAAAGAAGAGUCUGUGUUACUUCAGAGAGAGUCUGUGUUUUUUCAGAGAGUGGUGUACUGCUUUGUGCAUCUGAGCAUUCAGGAGUUUCUCUCAGCUGUCUACAUGUACCAUUGUUACACAACCAAGAACAUGGAUGCACUGAAGCCCUUCCUCAAGAGAAAGUCUAGAGCUGCGUCUGAAGAGCUAACCUUGCAUGAGCUGCUGAAGAGUACCGUGGAUAAAGCCUUAGAGAGCAAGAACGGACACCUGGACCUCUUUGUCCGCUUCCUUCAUGGCAUGUCACUGGAGUCCAAUCAGAAACUCCUACGAGGUCUGGUGACACAGACAGAAAGCAGUCCAGAGAGCAUCCAGAAAACAAUCCGAUCCCUUAAGGUGAUGCAGAGGAAGAACAUCUCCCCUGAGAGGUGGAUCAAUCUCUUCCACUGUCUGAUAGAGAUGAAAGACCAUUCAGUACAGGAGGAAAUCCAAGAGUACUUGAGGUCAGAGAAAAGAUCUGUAAACCUCACACUUGCUCAGUGUUCAGCGCUGGCCUACAUGCUGCAGAUAUCAGAGGAGGUUCUGGAUGUGUUUGACCUGAAAGAAUACAAGACAACACAGGAGGGUCGUAGGAGACUGCUCCCAGCUGUGAGGUGCCGCAGAAAGGCUCUACUCACUGGCUGUAAACUCACAGACACAUCCUGUGAAGUGUUGGCCUCAGUUCUCAGCUCAAACUCCUCAUAUCUGAGAGAGCUGGAUCUGAGUAACAAUGACCUGAAGGAUUCAGGAGUGAAGCUUCUCUAUGCUGGACUGGGAAAUCCCCACUGUAAACUGGAGACUCUGAGGCUGUCAGGCUGUCUAGUCACAGAGGAAGGCUGUGCUUCUCUGGUGUCAGCUCUGAGGUCAAACCCCUCACACCUGAGAGAGCUGGACCUGAGCUACAAUCACCCAGGAGUCUCAGGAGUCAGAAUGCUCUCUGCUGGACUGGAGGAUCCACUCUGCAGACUGGAGAAACUCAACGUUAAACCUGGAGGAGUGAACACAAUCAAACCAUGGCUUAGAGAAUAUGCCUGUGAUCUCACAAUGGACCCAAACACAGUAAACAGAUACCUCUCUCUGUCUGAGGAGAACAGAAAGGUGACAUGUAGGAGAGAGAAGCAGCCGUAUCCUGAUCACACAGAGAGAUUUGAGGACUGUAAACAGGUGCUGUGUAGAGAGGGUCUGACUGGGCGCUGUUACUGGGAGGUAGAGUGGAGUGGAAUAGGGGCUUACAUAGGAGUGACAUAUACAGGAAUCAGCAGGAGAGGAAGGAGUAAUGACUUUGUGAUUGGAUACAAUGACAAGUCCUGGACUCUGGACUGCUCUGAUAACAGUUACAUGGUUUGGCACAAUGGUAAUCCCACUCCCAUAGACGUCUCCUCCUCCAGCUCCCACAGAGUAGGAGUGUAUCUGGACUGGCCAGCCGGCACUCUGUCCUUCUACAGAGUCUCCUCUGACACACUGACCCACCUGUACACAUUCCACACCACAUUCACUGAGCCCCUCUAUCCAGGGUUCAGGCUUUGGUUUGACAGCUCAGUGUCCCUGUGUCAGGUGGUCUCUGUGUCAAACACACUGGAGCAACAAUCUAGAAUAGCUCUCUAGUGUGUAAACAUAUGAUUGUAAAUAUUCAUGAAUACACACCAUUGAAGUUGACAGUCAUUGUCAACUAGAGUCAUUCAUUAAUAGAAUGAAUCACCACACUGUGUUGUAAAAACUGUUUUCAUUUACAAAUCAUUGAUCUGGUUGUUAUUGGGCUUCUUGGUGUUUGUAAAUAUUGUUGUCUGUAGAAUGUUUAUUUGUCAAAUUCUUGACACAACCAUCUUGUUUCUGUAUGAACUCAAUUCCACUGAAUGAAAUGUACAUGUGUCAGAUUUGAUGCCUAUAAUUUAAUGCCUAUAACAUGCCAUGUAAAGUGUUACCAUGCGAUUUCUGUGAAAAAAGCUUGAAAUGAUGGGAGGUCAAAGAUCAUGAGUAUUUUAUGUCUGUGUUUCUCUCAGUCUCUGUCUGUCUCUAACCCUAGUUGUCAGUAAAGAAAACUGUUAUCUGA
Coregonus clupeaformis (lake whitefish) is the source of this 3428-nucleotide messenger RNA. Its product is annotated as NLR family CARD domain-containing protein 3. Lineage: Eukaryota; Metazoa; Chordata; Actinopteri; Salmoniformes; Salmonidae. The coding region runs from base 188 to 2983 and encodes 931 amino acids. The record is from RefSeq and is a predicted model, not a curated record. The transcript has 6 exons. Gene Ontology annotation, molecular function: protein binding.